Messenger RNA from Chrysochloris asiatica (Cape golden mole), 2715 nucleotides. It is a transcript of the gene ETAA1, whose product is annotated as Ewing tumor-associated antigen 1. Bases 1 to 2715 code for a protein of 904 amino acids. The record is from RefSeq and is a predicted model, not a curated record. NCBI's taxonomy places the organism in Eukaryota, Metazoa, Chordata, Mammalia, Afrosoricida, Chrysochloridae. The transcript has 6 exons.
AUGAGUCGGCGAAGGAAACAUGGGGACGGCCCUGGCCCGAAGGAUUCGCUGCGCAAAACAGCAGCGACUGAAGAGUGCAGCUCGGUGGAGCCUGGGAGGAGGCGGCCGAGGUCGACCCGCGGCUCGGGGUUCCGCGGGGCUGGGGACGGGCCUCCCCCGCCAAUGCUGCUGCAAGAGCAGCCUCCAGCAGCUGCUUCCUGCAGUAAAAGUAACCCUGAGGAAAAGUAUGAGACACCCAGGAGAGUGCCAAAAAUAGAUUUACUGCCGUGUAACUUCAGUUCUCCAAAUGAUCCAGAUGGACUGAACGAUAUAUUUUGGGAUCAGAAUUCUCCAACGACAAAGCUGUUAGGUAAAGGAAGAAAAAACCAGAUUUACACCACAGAUAGUGAUGAGAUUUCUCAUAUUGUUAAUCGUAUUGCUCCUCAGGAUGAAAGACCAAGCACAAACUCUAUGCUAGGCAUAUGGAUUGGUGAAACUGCUAUUCCUUGUACUCCCAGUGUAACAAAAGGGAAAUCAAGAGCAAAAAGCAGCGGCAUUAAGUUAAAAACACAAAAUCAAGAAGAAGAACUUAUGAAGUUGGCAAAGCAGUUUGAUAAAAAUAUGGAAGAACUUGAUGUGAUUCAAGAGCAAAGCAGUAGGAAUCAUGAUUUUGCCCAGAUGAUUUCAGAAACAGAGACGUUAAAUGAAUAUAAAGAGAAUUUACAGAUACAGUCAUUAUGUCAUGAAAUUCCUGAAAUAGAUACUGCUGUGAUAAAGAAGCCAGUGAAGGAAAGCACCAAGGUAUCAACGGCAAAUGAUCAAAAUAGCAGUAACAAGUUAUUUGAUCAAAAUGUUGAAGCAGCUUUUAAUGCCAUUUUUGAUGGUUCCACUCAGAAAUGUAGUGGGUGUUUAAGCCAAGAUCGGUCAGAUGCUUUUUUGAACACCAGUAACAACACUGCCUGUCGAAAGGAAAAUACUUUGAAAGAGGAGAAAGUCGUUACCAGUGAGACUCUGAUCGCUGUUAAACUACAAAAUAAAGCCCCAGGAUCACUUUCUUCUCAAGUAGACACUCCCAUCAUGACAAAAUCAUGUGUGACUUCCUGUGUGAAGGAGACAGAAACUUUUAGUAAACACAUUGAUCCCUUUGCUCCCAGUGACUUUGAGAAGAAUUGGGAACAAUUACGCAGAAGUGAAACUCUUGUGAUGCAAACUGUGGAAAUGCCAGAACUGCUUCCUGUGUCGAAAGUACCUCAUGUUGCUGUUCACAAGGAUCUUUAUAUUUUUAACAAUAAAAAUGAUAAAAGUAAGUCAAGAACCGUUGUAAGUUUAGAUGCCAGGCUAAAUGAUUCCAAAAUUUUACAAAAUCUUCCUUCAAAAACAUGUAACAAAGAAUUAAUAGAUGCUGAAAAACAUAACUUUUUGCCAGAUCCAAAUGAUAAAUCAAACAAAUUGUCAUCCACUGGAAAUAAAAUGAAAUUUGAACAAUCUUGCAACAAAAUUAUUUUUCAAGACAAAAUUCAAGAUUGUGCCCUUGCGUCUAAAAAAAUAAAGGAAGAUACUCCUGCUAAGUUUACUUCUACUGUAAAUGCUUCUGAAAAGAAGUCUGCUUUGAACAAAGGAUGUUUUAAUGAACAAAAAUGUAAGCCCAUUUUUAAUCAGUCCGUUAAAAUAGCUGCUAAAACAGAUCUUUUUGACUCUACAGCUUCAGCCGGUGAAACCAAAUCAGAUGGUAACCCAAAUCAGACUAAUGCACCACAUUUAGGUACUUUCCUGGAUGAUUGGAAUGAUCCAUCAUUUGCCAACGAAGUUAUUGAAGCAUGCCAUCAACUAGAGAAUACCUGGGAAACCGAUGAUGUAGACGAUGAUUUGUUAUACCAGGCAUGUGAUGAUGUUGAAAGACUAACACAGCAACAAACCAUUACAAAUGAGAGCAAGAUACCAGAAAAGAUAGUUGAAGUCAAUAAUAAUUCCAAAUUUGGAGCUAAAAACAUGUCUAUGACAUCUAAGCAGGGAAGACAGUUGAUGCGACCAAAGCAUUUGAAUCUGGAUAGCCUUACAGUACAACCAUCCAUAACAAAUAGUUCACAAGUAAAUCAAUCAGUGAAGAUGGAGAAGGGGGAAACUUCCAGAAACACUCCGAGUAUUUUAGGUACCACAACAAAUUUAACUAUGUAUUCUAAGAACUCAAAUGAUGACAUCAGUAAUAUGCAUGUUUCUUGGAAUAACAGUGAUGUUCCAGUAAAAGGGAAUAGUUCCAAGUUGGUUCUGGCAGGAAGUUCAAGUUGGAAUGUGAGUUCAGGGCAUAUGAAUAUAGGAAUUUCUGCUGCUAAUAAGCUGACUACUCAGCGUUUGUUACAUAGGACAGUAAAAGAAGAAACUCAGACUGAUCUUAACAAAGCAACUAAAUUUUCAAAAUACACAUUUACCAGGAUGAAAAAUUCUCAGACUCAAUCUCAGUUUAAUCAAAGUUGUUUAACAGGAAGUAAAUCUGGUGCCAAAACUACACAGAGUUUAGAGGAAAAGAAAACUCCAACUAACAACCCGUUAUGUGAUGAGGAGGUUGUUCAGCAGCAGUCUUUGAUAAAACUUUCUGAAUCUGUAAAACAACCUUCAAAAGAGGAAGAAGAGAAAAAUAGAAAAUAUUCUCCUGAAGAAAUUCAGAGAAAGAGACAAGAAGCGUUGGUUCGAAGAAUGGCCAAAAUACGUGCAUCUUCCCUAAAUACAGCUCCCACUUAA